AUGAAUUUUGCCAUUGAAAAGAAGCCUGGGGAGUUUCGCCUGAAGAAAAUGCGAACAAUUCAGUUGAUGAACUCUGAAUCCCAGGCCAAUUAUAAGCAACUUGGUCGUCUGGCCAUGACUUAUGGCGAAGACCAUCACCUGAUUGCUGAUGGUCAAUGCGGGUCCCGAAAGCACCGUCAAGCGAUUGAUCUUGCCCUGUUGAAGCGGCUGGUGUGGGACCUACUGAUUCUCCAGCGUCGAUUGGCAGGGUGGAUUUCGAACGAUGCCAAGUCAUGCUUUGAUCGAUUUGUUCACUGGGUGGCAGUGGUUGCCAUGAUGCGGUUGGCCAUAACAUGGAAUGCACUUUGGAUGAUGUUUGACACGCUGGCAACAUCCACACAUUGA
Cylindrotheca closterium is the source of this 384-nucleotide messenger RNA. Lineage: Eukaryota; Bacillariophyta; Bacillariophyceae; Bacillariales; Bacillariaceae. The record is from the annotation of a GenBank genome assembly.